AUGUCUCUCGCAUUCGAUGAACGUGGAAACCCAUUUAUUGUUAUCCGUGACCAAGGCACUAAGGAGCGUCUGAAGGGAAUUGAAGCUCUCCGUGCCAACAUUCAAGCUGCUACAGCGGUCACAAGCGUUUUAAAGACAUCACUCGGCCCACGUGGUUUAGACAAGAUGAUUGUCUCACCACACGGAAAAAUUAAUGUUACAAACGAUGGUGCAACAAUUAUGGACGAUAUGGAAGUUGAGCAUCAAGUUGCUAAGCUUCUUGUCGAUCUUUCAAAGUCUAUGGAUAACGAAAUUGGCGAUGGCACAACAUCUGUCGUCGUUCUUACUGGCUGCCUUUUGGAAUCAGCCCUCGGUCUUCUUGAUCGCGGCCUUCACCCAUUACGUAUUGCUGAAGGCUUUGAUCAUGCUUGCGAUGUUGCUGUCAAGCGCAUCGAAGAGAUUGCUGAGACAUUAGAUUUCACUCCAGAAGAUCAUCAUAACCUUGAUGAAGUCUGCGAGACAACACUCAACUCUAAGAUCGUCAACCGCUACCGUGAUGAGCUCGCUAGAAUGGCUGUCGAAGCUGUUCUUCGCGUUGCUGAUCUUCCUCGCAAGGAUGUCAACCUCGAGCGCAUUAAAACAGUCUGCAAGGUUGGUGGCCGCCUCGAAGAUACACAGCUCCUCAACGGUCUCGUAAUCGACAAGACAUGGUCACAUUCCCAGAUGCCACGUGAUGUCGAGAACGCCAAGGUUGCAGUCCUCACAUGCCCAUUCGAACCACCGAAACCAAAGACAAAGUACGGAGUUACAAUCAAAUCAGCCGAAGAAUACGAAGAACUUCAUAAGGCCGAACAACAGUACUUCCUCGACCAAAUCGAUCGUCUUAAGAAGGCUGGUGCCCAGGUCGUCAUGUGCCAGUGGGGCUUCGAUGAUGAAGCAAAUCACCUUCUUUUCCAGAACGAUCUUCCAGCCGUUCGCUGGGUUCUUGGCGGCGAUAUCGAGAAACUCGCAAUUACAACAGGCGCUAGAAUCGUCCAGCGCUUCGAAGACCUCGCACCAGAGAAACUUGGUACAGCCAAGAUCUGCAAGGAACUCAAUUUCGGAACAUCAUUACAGCACAUGCUUCUCAUCGAAGGUGUCGCCGACGUCCCAUGCGUUACAUUCCUUAUCCGUGGUGGCAACCAGAUGAUGCUCGAUGAGGCCGACCGUUCACUCCAUGACGCCCUUUGCGUUGCCCGAAACCUCAUCCGCGAUAACCGUAUCGUUUACGGUGGUGGUUCAUCCGAAAUUGCCGCCGCCAUCGCAGUCCGCAAGGCAGCCGACACAAACAACACAAUCCACCAGUACGCGAUGAAGGCCUUCGCCGAUGCUCUCGAGGGCAUCCCACAGGCACUCGCAGGAAACUCCGGCCUCAACCCAAUCGAGACCGUAGAGAACAUCAAGCGCCAGCAGCUCGAAACAGGAAUCACAACACUCGGUGUUGACUGCGUUUUCGCUGGAACUAACGAUAUGAAGAAGCAAAAGGUCGUCGAAACAAUGCGCGGUAAGUGCUCCCAAUUCCGUCUUGCAACACAGAUCGCUAAGAUGGUCCUCAAGAUCGACGAUGUCAUCGGCGACAUCCCCAUCUAA
Molecule: messenger RNA, 1608 nt
Organism: Trichomonas vaginalis G3
Lineage: Eukaryota; Parabasalia; Trichomonadida; Trichomonadidae
Product: unfolded protein binding
Exons: 1
Coding region: 1-1608 (535 amino acids)
Biological process (GO): protein folding
Cellular component (GO): chaperonin-containing T-complex
Molecular function (GO): ATP-dependent protein folding chaperone; ATP binding; ATP hydrolysis activity
Source: RefSeq, a predicted model, not a curated record